Molecule: messenger RNA, 597 nt
Organism: Candida tropicalis MYA-3404
Lineage: Eukaryota; Fungi; Ascomycota; Pichiomycetes; Serinales; Debaryomycetaceae
Exons: 1
Coding region: 1-597 (198 amino acids)
Molecular function (GO): nucleotidase activity
Source: RefSeq, a predicted model, not a curated record
AUGGUUGUAGCAGGAAAUAACUAUGCACAGAAUUAUGGGGGAUAUUUCUCUCUAUCAGGGACCAUGGGGGCCACCAUUGAAGCUGUGUACAGAGGAUACCCGGCUAUUGCAUUUUCUGCGUGGAGUUGGAACAACACUUUUUACAAAGACGGCUUAGAUUUGAACGACAACUUGUUGGAGUCCACCAUUGUGGCCGAGAAGGCAACCGAGUUGGUCAACCAGAUCUUCGAGUCCCAGGGUGAAAACCCAAGAGCUAUGGGGUUGGGUGUUGGUUUGAACGUUAAUUUCCCAGCUGUAGGUUACGACAACGAAAGCUGCACCAAUCCAAACUGGGUCUUCACCAGAAUUGCCGGCAGCGGUGCCAAGGGCGCCGAGUUGGUCUUUGACGAAAAGACUCAAACCGUGGGAUGGGCCGAUGACAGAUUGGAAGAAGGUAUGCAACCAUGCUACAACGGUGACUGCACUUUGCCAACAGAAAAUUUCAUCCUCGGACAAAACUUGUGUAACGCUACCAUUUCUGCCUUCUCCGUCGACUGGGAUGCCAACUUGGUCUUGACCGAACAAGCCAAGGCUUUGGUCCAACCACUUUUGGGUUGA